CACACCCUACUGGAGUUUUGGCAAACACAAAUUGUGCCAGAUUAAACAACAUGUCCCAUUGCCAUGUAGGGUAAGGCUUUGGGUGAUUUGAUUUUUCCAUAUAUAGCAAUGUAAUGAGUAAUCUGAUUGGGCAAAGAGACAUUGUUGCAUUGCUUCCAAUAUAUAAAUAAUGUGGACUUCCUUUCUUAAACAAGAGUGUGUGAUAUAGCAUUUUGACUGCACGAUCAUCCUUCUAGAGCCCAGCACUGCUUGGGGACAUUGCAAAAAAUUAGGGUUUGGGAGUUAGGAGAUUUAGCAGUCAUGGACUCAAGAACAGUGUUUGUUUUAUUAUGGAUGCUGCUGUCUUACACAUCUACUGGAAUCAAACUAGAUGGAAAUGGUUACGUUGACAUUGUCAUUGCAAUCAGUUCGAACGUUCCAGAGGACUACAUGCUUAUUGAUAAAAUCAAGAACAUGUUUACUGAAGGAUUGUUUCAUCUGUAUCUAGCAUUGGAUAAAAAGGUCUAUUUCAAAGAAGCUACAAUACUAGUGCCACCUCACUGGAGUACUAAGGAUUUUUCCAGAGCAAGAACAGAGACAUUUGAAAAGGCCAAAAUAAGAAUCGAUAGUCCUCAUCCAGCAUAUGGUGAUGAACCGUACACUAACCAGUAUGGUGAAUGUGGAGCCGAGGGUCAGUAUUUUCAUUUUACACCAAACUUCCUCCGAGAUGACAAACUCAUCAAGCUUUAUGGGUCCAGAGGAAAGGUCUUGGUGCAUGAAUGGGCUCAUCUGAGAUGGGGCGUAUAUGAUGAAUAUAGUGAAAAAACUCCAUUCUACCGCUCUGCCAGUGGCAAGAUUGAAGUCACAAGGUGUAGCAAAAGCAUUAAAGGUCUGCUUCGAGAUGUUAGCACUGAACCUUUUCAACUGUGCCACAAUGAUUCACGAACUUUACUACCGACUGAUCGGUAGUUUUUCCCCAACAAAUUUCAAAGCACAGACAGCUCCAUGAUGUCUUUGCCAAGCCUGGAUUCUGUGAUCACAUUUUGUCGUGAAAGCGAGCACAAUUAUGAAGCCCCAAACUUACAAAAUGCGAAAUGCAGCAACAAAGCGACUUGGACCGUAAUAUUUGAGGAUUCUGUCGAUAAAGAUGAACUUCGUUUUCUAAAACCAUUGGCGUCGACUCCACCAGCGCCAACUUUUAAAGUUGUGCAACGGAUGCAACGAGCUGUUUGUCUGGUCCUUGAUACGUCACGAAGCAUGAUAUAUGGCUCUCGUCUUGUUCGACUACAGCAGGCUGCUGAUUAUUUCAUUCGGAACAUCAUUGAGGAUCAAUCCAGUGUCGGAAUUGUGACCUUUAAUACUGAUGCUUCUCUUCUCAGCACCUUGACUACCAUUGAUAAUGAGUCCACACGAGUAAAUCUUGUCAAUUUGUUGCCAAAAAAAACAGAAGGUUGGACAUACAUGUGUAAAGGCCUUAAUCUAGGCUUAAAGGUACUCAAAAUGGACGAUCAAGGUGUAUUAGGAGAUGAAAUCAUUUUUUUGACAGAUGGUGAAGCAACAGACAACAUUAGUUAUUGUGUUCCAGCUGCGAUAAACAGUGGUGCCAUUAUACACACAAUAGCUUUGGGUGAUAAAGCAGAUAAAGCACUGAGAGAAAUGGCAGACAAAACUGGGGGGAAAUUUAUCACAGCCAGUGAUGAUGUUCUCUCUAAUCAGCUACUGAAUGGAUUUUCUUCACUAACAAUGCCAACAGGGAACCAAACAAAAGAUCCAGUUCAGAUAGAAAGUGUGGGGAAAAAAACAUCUGACUGGUUCAAUGGGACAGUAUCAGUGGAUCAGACUAUCGGUUCCAAAACUAGCUUUACAAUAACCUAUGAAGCCAGUUUUCCUCAUGUUUCCAUACAAUCCCCAAAUGGUUCAAUCUUCAAUCAAACGCAGAUGCAUCAUGAAGAAUCAGGAAGAACAGUCACUCUAAAAAUUCCAGGAAUUGCACAGCCUGGGGACUGGAAGUACAGUAUCUUAAGUCCAAGACAUCAGGUUCUGACUGUAACAGCGACGAGUUCUGCGGCGCAUGCAAAUGUUCCUCCCAUCAUUGUCAAAGCCCAAAUGAACCAACAGUUCAGCGAUGGCAGUAAAGCUAUGAUAGUGUUUGCUGAGGUUAAUCAGAACUACAAGCCAGUCAUAAAUGCUCAUGUGUUUGCUACAGUGGAGUCUGAAUUUGGGUCUGCACAAACAUUUCAACUCCUGGACAAUGGAACAGGUGCUGAUGCUUUUAAAGAUGAUGGAGUCUAUUCUAGAUUUUUCACACGGAUGAAAAAAGGAAGAAGCAGCUUGAAAAUAAGUGUUAAAAAUAAAGAUGGACAAGCCAGAUUUGCUCUUCAAAAGAGAGGUGGUGCACCAUACGUACCAGGAUAUGUGGUGGACGGUGUAGUGGAGCUGAACCCACCAAAGCCUUUAGUUUCUGAGGAACUACUGGAGGUUGGAAGCUUCACCAGAACAGCCACCGGUGAGAGUUUUGAGGUAAUAAGCUCAAUUACACCAAAUUUCCCUCCUAACAAAGUCACAGAUCUGAGUGCUGAGAUCCAAGAGGAGGCUGUGCUUCUCAGCUGGACGGCUCCUGGUGAAGACCUUGACCAAGGGACAGCUGAAUCCUAUGACAUCAGGUGGAGCUUUGACCUAAAAAUACUUCAACAAAACUUCAGCGAAGCUCAUGCAGUGAACACAUCUGCCAUCUCACCACAGGUGUUUGGAUCAGUUGAACAGCACACAUUCAUUCUCAGUUUACCAAUCCAAAAUGGCACCACGCUCUUUUUUGCGGUUCAGUCUCAGGAUGAACAAAACGCAAAAUCUGAAACCUCCAACAUUGCUUCAGCAUCAAAGAUUCUCUCAAGUCCAAAACUGCUGGAAAUAUCAAACCCAGGCUUGAAUUGGAAAGUUUUUGUUAUUUCUUUGUUUGUGGUAACUAUCUUCAUAUGCUUUAUUGCUGGUGUAAUCACAUGGGCAGUGAGACGAAGAAGAUCUGCAGUAAUCUAAUGCAAUCUAUAUCAAAUCAGUCUUCAUGCUUUAUGCUAUUUUGACCAUAAUGCUUCAGAAUAUUUUGUAAAACAAUAACAUACCUGUACCACAGAAGGCAUUAAUUACAACUGCAUAUCAAAUAAAUAAAACUGAUAUAUCAAACUG
Messenger RNA from Danio rerio (zebrafish), 3159 nucleotides. The record is from RefSeq and is a predicted model, not a curated record. NCBI's taxonomy places the organism in Eukaryota, Metazoa, Chordata, Actinopteri, Cypriniformes, Danionidae.